AUGCCACGGCACUCCAAGAGGGGCAUGAGCCACUCGGUGAAGAAGCUUCAGCGUCGCGGGGGCGCUCCCAACGUGCGCUGCGCCAAGUCGAAGCGCAAGCAGCUCAGCCGAGCCGAGAACACGAGGCCGAACCGAAAGAAGAAGGCGCGGCCGGAAGACGGCGACGACGAGUUUGCCAAGCGGCGCGGCCUUGCCACGCCAAGCAUCCAGCAGGCGGCAGCGGGCGAGUACGGAGGCGGUGGAGAGGAGGAUGCGCGUGGGCCUGCCGCGCCAGGGUCGGUGGCGGAACGCGCGCUUUCGGCGGCGCCGCGGAACCAGCGCGCCUUCCAGAAGGAGCUUGCAAAGGUGCUGCGCGAGAGCGAUGUGCUGCUCGAGGACGCGGUGAUGAGCAGGAUGGCCACCUCAAAGCGCAUCGUCCUCAUCCUCAACAAGAUCGACCUGGCGUUUGGCGGCGAGCAGCUGCUACAGCUGCUCAAGAACUACUCCCGCUCGGCCGGGCUAAAGACGUCCAUCACCGUCGGCGUGGUUGGCUACCCCAACCUCGUGUCGAUUGACAAGCGGGUCAAGCUGAUGGACUGCCCCGGGAUUGUCUUUGCGCGCGCGCGGACGGCCGAGGAGGAGGCGGACGUGCUGCUGCGCAAUUGCGUCAAGCUGGCCGAUGAGUUUGACUGGAACGCUGCGCCGCCCCGCGACGCCUCGAUGGGACUGCGGACGACUGGCGCCUUCGCCGCCGCCGGUGCUAGCCGAGGCACGGGCGCUGACACGAGCGCUGCCGCCCCGCCUAGCGCCUCGAUCUUUGGCGCGCUGCAAACGUUGCCGGAGCGCGCGCGAGGGCAGCGAGCGCCCAAGCGCGCAAAGAAGGAGUCGCGGCCGAGGAAGCGCCCCGAGGCCGCGGACGACGAAGCGGUGAUCAACCCGCGGCUCAACCGCACCAUCCGCAAGCAGCAGCAAAAGGAUGGCAAGAAGAAGCGGCGUGCAGCGAGCCGGAUGCUCGCCCCGUUUGUCGAGGGCCAAAUGCAGCACUGA
Emiliania huxleyi CCMP1516 is the source of this 1026-nucleotide messenger RNA. RefSeq lists its product as hypothetical. The record is from RefSeq and is a predicted model, not a curated record. The transcript is spliced from 8 exons. Gene Ontology annotation, cellular component: nucleolus. Lineage: Eukaryota; Haptophyta; Isochrysidales; Noelaerhabdaceae. Bases 1 to 1026 code for a protein of 341 amino acids.